AUGUUGGACGGCAAUCACAAGCCUGUAGCUGACUUAUCCAUUCAAUAUCCUCCUGUAGAUACUGACAGCAAUUCACUUACCAAUAUCACGUAUCGUGAAUUCGCUGGACUACGCAACUGGGAGCCUCGUGUACUCAUCGACGAUGUUACUCUCCCAGAAAACGGUAUCGAGAUCGGUUCUGUGGCGGUAAUCUACGCCAUCAAAGUGCGACUACACAGCGGGCUCGAGUGGGUAAUCAAGAAGCGAUAUUCCCAGAUCCGAGGACUGCACAAAAACAUCGGAGAACGCGUCAAACAUCUACACUUCCCUGCCAAACACUACAUUCACAACUACAAGCCACUGGUGCUCCAACAGAGACGUCGAGAUCUUGAAACGUACAUCACCGAACUCCUGGAAAUUCGUCCAUUUCUCCUUCGUGAAUUGUACAAUUUUCUAGGAGUAUACGUCAACAUCAAGUCCUCCGAGCGGGAUAACAGAAAGAAGAGUAUUUUAUCUUCCAGCGGUCAUUCUCAAACGGUAACUUCGGAGGACUCCUGCGAUGAUCAUGAUACCAAUUCGAUAACCGAAACCGAGACUGCUCCCGCUCCGUUGGGGAAUUUAGUCGAGUUGUGUUUCGACAUGGGUGACGCUGUGUCCAUGAGCGAGAAAGUGCUGGAACGGCUGUUUAUCACUCGGAAUCGGCUGGUUGAACUCUUUCGUGAAGGGGCGACACUACCUUUCGAUGCCAAGAGGACUUUCGCACAAUUAACAGCACGUUUUGAUGAUUUUCUAACGCGAAACUCCAACGGUUCGACUGGCGAUACUACCAGUCUAGUUCGACGUUUGCAUGGAUUUCACUGUGAAAUCGACGUCUUGCAAGGUCACGUUGGGCUUUCGAAAUGCAGCUGGGAAGUGUCGUGGGUCCAUGCAGUACGACUCAUGGACGAGAGAUUAGUCGCUAUGGGUAGAGCGAAGUGUGGCUGCGUGUGCUCGAAGUUGCCGCAUGAAGCUACAUGCGCUUUAGUUGGCGAAUCAGUCGACACUGAUACUAAGGCUUUGUCCCGAAGUUGCCCACUGUUGUCACGUACUAUGGUGUCUACCCCGUCUCGCCUUGAGGAAGCUACGGUCUCGACUAGUUGCACGAAAAACAAAGGGACGUUUGCUAGUGUGGCAUGA
Molecule: messenger RNA, 1155 nt
Organism: Phytophthora nicotianae INRA-310
Lineage: Eukaryota; Oomycota; Peronosporomycetes; Peronosporales; Peronosporaceae
Exons: 1
Coding region: 1-1155 (384 amino acids)
Molecular function (GO): phosphatidylinositol phosphate binding
Source: RefSeq, a predicted model, not a curated record